Messenger RNA from Mesocestoides corti, 1938 nucleotides. NCBI's taxonomy places the organism in Eukaryota, Metazoa, Platyhelminthes, Cestoda, Cyclophyllidea, Mesocestoididae. The record is from the annotation of a GenBank genome assembly.
AUGCAGCGCCGGUCGUGUAACUCACUUUGCACUUCUGCAGCCGCGGACAAGAAGAUCGUGGAGGAAGUCUUCAAAAACGCCAUCGGUGGACUCUCGCCGGAGGACCAGAGUCUGCCGCAGGUGGAGAGCGUGCUGCCGCUACUCAUGAAGGGCAUCGGUAUUCACCACGGCGGCCUCCUGCCCAUCCUCAAGGAGACCGUGGAAAUCCUCUUCGGCGAGGGUCUGAUCAAGUGUCUCUUUGCAACGGAAACCUUCGCCAUGGGCCUGAAUAUGCCCGCGCGAACUGUCAUGUUCACGUCGGUGCGCAAAUACGACGGUGUCAAUUACCGAUGGGUCACCGCGGGUGAGUACAUUCAGAUGUCGGGUCGCGCAGGCCGACGUGGAAAGGACGCCAGCGGGACGGUCAUAAUGAUGGUCGACGAGACCCUCACUGAGGAGGCCGCGCACGCGAUUCUACAGGGUGACCCAGCACCGCUGAAUUCCGCUUUCCACAUCACCUACAACAUGCUGCUGAAUCUGCUGCGCGUUGAAGAAAUCAACCCCGAGUACCUCAUGGAGCGAAGCUUCUGCCAGUUCCAAAACUACGCCUGCCUGCCAGAUCUCCACAAGGAGUUAUUACAACUCCAGGAAGAGUACAACACAACAAAGUUGGAAGACGAGAAGCUGGUUGAGUCCUUUCAGCAAAUUCGUCUUUGUUUGCGUGACGUAGUUGAACAGCAGUGGAAGUAUGUUCGGCGGCCCGAGUACAUCGUCUCAUUCCUCCAGCCUGGCCGACUUAUUAAGGCAAGUCACCGUGGUAUUGAAACCGAUGGCGAAGACUACGGCUGGGGUGUUGUGAUCAACUUGAAGAAACGUCACCGGAAGGAUCGCGUGUCUGCGUCGGAGACCUUCUAUGUCAUCGACUGCCUCCUCUCCAGACAACCACCUUCAUCGUCUAGUGCCUCUUCAUCGGCCACGGCCGAACAGCCGACAACACCGAACGCCGAGAUCCUUCCGGUGCGUCUGGACUGCGUCUGCGGCAUCAGCGCGGUGCGUCUGGUGGUGCCGAACGACCUGCGGUCGCCGGAGGCGCGCAACAACCUCUACGCGUCCAUCGGCAAGGUCAAGCAGAAACUCGGCGGCUCGGGACUCCCGCUACUCGACCCAAUCACCGACAUGCACAUCAAGGAUGCCAAGUUCAUGGCAAUCACGGAGAAGGUGCGGGCUUUUGAGGAGCGGCUGAAGGCGCAUCAGCUCAACGACUCCCCGCGCCUGCCCGAGCUCCUGGCCGCGUACGAGCGUCGUGAGUCGCAGCGACGUCGCAUCGACGAGCUAACCGCCACCCUCACGCGCAAGGUCUCCCUCAUCCAGAUGGACCAGUUGGCGGCGCGCAAACGCGUCCUCCGCCGCCUCGGCUUCUGCAGUGAGCACGAUAUCAUUGAGUUGAAGGGACGCGUGGCGUGCGAGCUCACCUCGGCGGACGAACUUCUGCUCACCGAGCUCCUCUUCGAGGGCAUCUUCAAUCGCCUCUCGCCCGAGCAGAUCGCGGCCCUCCUCUCCUGCUUCGUGUUCGAGGAGAGGGCCUCCCAGAUGCCGAACCUCUCGAGGGAUUUGGCCGAUGCACUUCGAACGCUGCAGGACACAGCACGGCGCAUUGCUCGCGUGAGUAACGAGUGCCACCUACCCCUCGAUCCAGACGUCUACGUAGACUCCUUCAAGCCGCAUUUGAUGGACCUCGUGCUCUCCUGGGCCAACGGCGCCUCCUUCUCAAGCAUCUGCGCGGGCACAGACCUCUUCGAGGGCACCAUCAUUCGGUGCCUGCGUCUGCUCGAGGAACUCCUGCGUCAGAUGACGAAUGCCGCGCGCACCAUCGGCAACUCGGCGCUCGAGGCGAAGUUUAAUGAAGCCAUUGAAAAAAUCAAGCGUGACAUCGUCUUCGCAGCCAGCCUCUACCUCUAA